GAGUUUGUUUGUAAACACUGACAGACAGUGACUGUUGAUGUGGUAGUGUUGACGCCUACCCACUGGACACACACUGGAUCUGUUGCACGUGAGGUCUAUGUCUAUGUCUGCGUGCAUACAAUCCAAGUGAGCGACCAUUUGUUAAAAAUGGAGGAAAACAGCGAGAAGUUGGACAAAGCCAUCAAAAGUUUGGAUUUAUUCAAAGAGCUGCUCAAUAAGAGUGAUUUACAGACGCGACAAAUGUCUGUAAUAUUAGACAACUUCUCGGAAAGACUGUCCAAAUUGGAGACAACUAUACAACCCGUGUAUAGAGAGACGGGAAAUCUGCAGACAAUUCAGCAAAACAUUGUCUCGACUCUGGAACGACUCGAUUAUGUCAUCAAAUUCUAUACAGUGGCCAAUGAGGUGGACACCAUCAUCACCACCGGACCCAACGACUCGCUCGAGACUUACCUCAAGAACUUGGAUCGACUCAAAGAAGCCAUUGAUUACUUCGAACUCAAUAACCCCGAGAGUCCUGAACUCAUGAAUGUGAGUGCAUUGUAUGAAAAGGGAGGCAAUUGUAUCGAAAGGGAAUUCAGACAAUUGCUGUCCAGACAUAGUGUAGCCGUUCCUCCGAUUCUUAUCUAUGAUUUGGUUCACGAGGAGGACAGUCAGGACACGGGAGAGGCCGACAAAACCAUUUUAGAGCAGUUGCCGGGUCUUCGAGAUCACCAGAAGUCAUGCAGCGGUGGAAUACAACUGAGUGGUCAGCCUAUGAGUCACAGCUCUCCAGCCAUGGGUCGCAAGAGUAUUACCGGUCAGAUGAAAGAGUCGAGUGCUGUUCGGCGCACACCUAAGAGUAUACAACAGGCGCACUACUCCUUUGAAGUUCUACAUUAUGGCCCGCUACAAAACCCGUUAUUUAGCGAACUCAAACUCAUGAAUGGAAUCAUUCGUUUAGAACAUCAAAGACCUAUCUUUAGUCGUUUGGUUUACACGUCUCUCGACAGUGUUGUCGGAGAGGGAGAGCUGUUGGCCAAUAGGGUUAAGAAGUGUAUCGCUCGUCAAGACUUCCCUUCAGCGCUCUGUUUGUUCCCAAUCCUUAGACAUCAGGCAUCGAUGAGACAUAACUUUGAUCUACUCUUUGACGGAUGCAAUCUUGAGGUUCAGUCCAAAUUUCAGGGAUUAGUGGUCGCACUCCAGACCACAAUUUCCCGAAUAACAGAUAUACAAUCUCUUGAGAAUUCCUCGGACAAGAAUAGGCUGGCGUUCGCACAGUAUAUAACUCGAGUGCUCGCAUCCCUGGGACUAACCCUUCAAAACAAGAGUGAAUUUUACAGCGAUCCUCACUUGAAGGCUAUUUUCAAACUCAAUAACACUCAUUAUAUUCUUAAGACGCUGAGGAAAUCCAAUCUUCUGAAUAUCGUUCACAUGUAUAACCGAGAGAUUGAGUCCGUAUACGAGGAACAGAUGUUGGACUCGAAGAGAAUCUAUUCUCAGAGCUGGAGUCGAGUUCUGCAUUAUGUGUUGGAAAUGGAUAAACCCUUUUCACAACAGAGAACUUUACCCGAAAUGAAUAAUAUGGCGAAUAUGAGACUCAAAGACAAAGACCGCCAAAAUAUUAAAGAUAAAUUUGCUAGUUCAGUGAACAGCAAAACGAGUGAUCAGUUCCUUUGUAUCCCUCGAGUUGCAGUGCAAACACCUUCAGCACAGAGUCUGAGGUCACGGUCACUAUCGGUGCCCUCAAUGGACGAAAAUAUUCUGUUGGACUACAACUCAGUCUCCAAAUCAGUUCACAAUAGAGUGAAUGAGAGACUCAUUACCUUGUCUUCGAGACAUUUGUCCUUUCCUUCACCUCCAGAGUCGAGUCAAUCCCCGGAUUUCCAUUUCAAUAACAAUUCAGAAGCACUAAAAAGAGGUAAUUUCAUUGGAAAGGGUCAUCACUCGCAAAGGGAAAGUACUCACAACUAUUCCACUACUAAUAGCAAGCAAUUGCAACAAACUGCUAAAUGGAGGUCUUUAGGCACCGAUGACAGCCCUUUUGUUGUCAAUAUAAACCAUAUCCACAAUAAUGAGAGAUCCGAUGAGGUAUUAAACACCAAGAUAUUAGGUGCCAUUGGUUUUGAUGAUAACAUAGUGUUGACGCCUACCCACUGGACACACACUGGAUCUGUUGCACGUGAGGUCUAUGUCUAUGUCUGCGUGAAUACAAUCCAAGUGAGCGACCAUUUGUUGAAAAUGGAGGAAAACAGCGAGAAGUUAGACAAAGCCAUCAAAAGUUUGGAUUUAUUCAAAGAGCUGCUCAAUAAGAGUGAUUUACAGACGCGACAAAUGUCUGUAAUAUUAGACAACUUCUCGGAAAGACUGUCCAAAUUGGAGACAACUAUA
Molecule: messenger RNA, 2370 nt
Organism: Oppiella nova
Lineage: Eukaryota; Metazoa; Arthropoda; Arachnida; Sarcoptiformes; Oppiidae
Source: the annotation of a GenBank genome assembly